UCCACGCUAUAUAUAAUUCUAGAGAGAGAGAGUAGAGAGAGAAUGAAUGAGAACCCCGCUUUUCCUUCUUUCCCUCGCAAUUGACUCUGCCCUCAUUUGCCUCUCCAAUAUCUGCGAUCUCUCAUCUACUUCGUGCCCAAGCACAUUCUUCUUGAGCUCUUCCUGAGAACUUUUAGAGCUGGGAAGCUGACUGAUUAGAUAUUGAAGCUUUUCAGACAAAUUGGAAAAGAAGAAAUUCUCUCUCAUCAGGCACGUAAUAUCUAGCAUAUUCUCACUCCUGUCCUUACAACUGGAUGCAUGGAGAAAGUCUAAUGUUGCUUGACAUUUUGUGAGCACACAUAAACAUUUGCAAUUCAGACACCAGCUGUUUUUGAGAGGCCAAAUCAAUUUUUGCUUUUGAUUAUUGCUACCCCAUUUCUGACAGAAUGUCUCAAGUAAGCAUCAAAGACGAUGAAGUUGACAUUGUGAUUGGUGCACUCCACUCUGACCUAACAUCCUUCAUGGAUGAGUGGAGACCGGUAUUCUCCCGAUUCCACCUAAUAAUUGUCCAAGAUCCUGACCUCAAAGAGGAACUCAAAAUACCAGGAGGCUUUAACCUUGAUGUCUAUACCAAGUCUGACAUAGAACGAGUGGUGGGAACUUCUUUCACUGCCAGUCUCUUUUCUGGUUAUUCAUGCCGGUACUUUGGCUAUUUUAUGUCCAAGAAGAAAUAUAUUGUCUCAAUUGAUGACGACUGCAUCCCAGCCAGGGAAAAUAAUGGCAACUCAGUAGAUGUUGUGGCUCAGCAUAUCACCAACCUUACGACCCCAGCUACUCCUUUUUUCUUUAAUACACUUUAUGACCCUUUCCGGAAGGGGGCAGAUUUUGUACGUGGAUAUCCAUUUAGCAUGAGAAAUGGGGUGACGUGUGCUCUUUCAUGUGGACUCUGGCUAAAUUUAGCUGACUAUGAUGCACCAACACAAGCCCUCAAGCCGGAGCAGAGGAAUUCUCGGUAUGUUGAUGCUGUGCUGACCGUGCCUGCAGGCACCAUGAUGCCUGUGAGCGGGAUCAACAUAGCUUUUGAUCGCGAGGUGAUUGGGCCUGCCUUGUUGCCAGCAUUAAGGUUGGCAGGGGAAGGAAAGUUGAGGUGGGAAACAGUGGAAGAUAUAUGGUGUGGAAUGUGUGUUAAGGUGGUAUGUGAUCACAUGGGGAUUGGUGUGAAAAGUGGGCUGCCAUACGUGUGGAGAAAGGAAAGAGGUGAUGCCGUGGAGAGCUUGAAGAAAGAGUGGGAAGGGGUAAAGCUGAUGGAGGAAGUGGUCCCUUUCUUUCAAUCACUGAAGUUGUCGCAGACUGCAACUACAGCCGAGGAAUGUGUGGUUGAGAUAGCUGCAGCAGUGGAGGAGCGACUGGGACAAUUGGAUCCCGUGUUUGCUCGUGCUGCCAAAGCCAUGGUGGAGUGGGUCAAGCUCUGGAAGGUCGGAGCUAGAUCACCGGCCCCUGUUUCCUAAAAGACGGUUAUGUUACUUCUAUUAUGCUGCUCUUGACUCAACCAUUUAUACAUAUAUAGAGAAUCAAUGGCUUACCCUUCACAGCUUCUACUGCUACAAAUGGAAACAUCUUCAUCCUGAUGUAGCAACAUUUACGUCCAGGUCUUCUAGAGGAUUAGCACAUUAUGCAGCAAUGUUAGUUUGUGUCGCUUUUAUUAGGUGUUUUUGGUUCUAUUUGAAGCGCAUAUUGCCCUUGCUAUAAAGGACAAUCGAAGAACUAUAUAAACCUGUACUUGUUUUUAUUCCUGAAAACCUUAUAAAAACGAACAAUUCUGAUUCUUUUUACUGUAUUCGGAUGCCUCUUCAUUUUUAGACUUUGUACU
Molecule: messenger RNA, 1849 nt
Organism: Cornus florida
Lineage: Eukaryota; Viridiplantae; Streptophyta; Magnoliopsida; Cornales; Cornaceae
Product: probable UDP-arabinopyranose mutase 5
Exons: 4
Coding region: 426-1487 (353 amino acids)
Biological process (GO): plant-type cell wall biogenesis; UDP-L-arabinose metabolic process
Cellular component (GO): cytosol; Golgi apparatus
Molecular function (GO): UDP-arabinopyranose mutase activity
Source: RefSeq, a predicted model, not a curated record